Linum tenue is the source of this 813-nucleotide messenger RNA. Lineage: Eukaryota; Viridiplantae; Streptophyta; Magnoliopsida; Malpighiales; Linaceae. The record is from the annotation of a GenBank genome assembly.
UACAAUAAUUUCCAGCUCUACCACCUCUCCCGCUCCUUCCUCCACCACUACCACUACUUCCGCUCCCGCCGCCGCGCCCGCACCAUCCCCUUCGACGACUCCCCUCUCGCCGCCGCCAAGCUCAAGCGCUUCACCUACUCCGACCUCAAGCUCGCCACCAACGACUUCCACGACUUCUCCGUCAUCGGCCGCGGCGGCUCCGCCACCGUCUUCCGCGCCAUCGCCCGGGACGGCAAGCUCUACGCAGUCAAGCGCCUCGACUCCGCCGCCCUCACCCUCAACUCCGAGCGCGAGUUCCAAAACGAGCUCCACAUCCUCGGCGGCCUCAAAUCCCCCUUUUUGGUCACACUAUUGGGCUACUGCGUCGAAAAAAAGCACCGAUUGCUGGUCUACGAGUACAUGCCCAACAAGAGCCUGCAGGAGUGGCUGUUCGGCGAGGGCAAUUUGGGGAUGGAGGUUCUGACCUGGGAGAGGCGGUUCAGCGUGAUUGCCGACGUGGCGAGAGCGCUCGAAUUCCUCCACACGGGGUGCGACCCUCCCGUGAUUCACGGCGACGUCAAGCCCAGCAAUGUCCUCCUCGAUUUCGACCUCCGGGCCAAGAUUUCGGACUUCGGGUUGUCCCGGGUCAAAGGGGAACCCGAAUUCGGGCCCGAUUUGUUCACGAGCCAGGAGCUUUCCGGGAAUUUGACGCCGUUGGAGAGCAGUGCGGCUAAUAACGAGGUUGUGGAGAGCAGUGCGUCUAAUCCCAAGCAGUUGAUGUAUGAUUUUUUUUUAAUUUAUUGUAAUAAUGAGCUGGAAAUUAUUAAAAAUUAA